UUGUUUUGGGGAGGAAGAAGGAAGCAUGGAAGUCAAAGGCUGGUCUCGGGUCCCAUGUUCGAUCUUCUUGUUCUUCCUCGUCGCGGGGUUUCAACUGUCCGAACAGGCCCGGCCGCUCUCCGCCGCGAAACCCGACCCGAAGGACGCCGCCGCCUCGGCCCGGUGGCUCGUCGCCCAGAAUUCAUGGGGCGUCCUGAACACGAUCUCCAGCGAAUUGGGGGGAGCGCCAUUCGGGAACGUGGUUUCGUUUAGCGACGGGCUACCUAACGAAGGAAAGGGCAUCCCGUACUUUUACUUGACACCUCUUGAUCCAACCGCGAAGAAUGCGGUGAAAGACCCGAGGGCUUCGUUUACAGUUAGCGAGUACCCUAUUGGGACCUGUGGAAAGAGAGACCCCAUGAAUCCCACUUGUGCGAAGAUCACGCUAACUGGAGCGCUGAAGCUAGUCAACCCGAAGUCUGAAGAAGCAGAAUAUGCUAAAAUUGCCUUGUUCUCAAAGCAUCCAGAGAUGAAGGGCUGGCCAAAGGAUCACGAUUUCCAGGUCUACAAAUUAGAAAUCAAGAACAUAUUUUUGAUUAAUUGGUUCGGUGGUCCAAAACCUCUGACUGUGGAGCAGUAUCUGCACCCCAAGUUGAACAAGUUCGAUUUCAUCAGAUGAUUCUUCAUGUGUACGUCGGAGGUAUUAAAAAUGUGAAGCAUAAUCUACUGUAAAGUAAGAUGAACGUAAAUGCCUUGUUGUACCCCCCGACUCUGUUCAUACUAUUGUCAAUGAAAUAAAAUUGAUCAAUUGUUUAUCCUGCAAAA
Molecule: messenger RNA, 804 nt
Organism: Syzygium oleosum
Lineage: Eukaryota; Viridiplantae; Streptophyta; Magnoliopsida; Myrtales; Myrtaceae
Exons: 6
Coding region: 26-658 (210 amino acids)
Source: RefSeq, a predicted model, not a curated record